Molecule: messenger RNA, 1890 nt
Organism: Suillus clintonianus
Lineage: Eukaryota; Fungi; Basidiomycota; Agaricomycetes; Boletales; Suillaceae
Exons: 11
Coding region: 1-1890 (629 amino acids)
Source: RefSeq, a predicted model, not a curated record
AUGGAGUUGAUGUCAGCCACAGAUGGCAAGCAUCCCGCUGUUCAACGGCCAAGGAAUUGGUUCGCGUCCUGGAGGGCUUGCUCGAAGAACCGGUCCAAGAAUGCAAACGACGUAUCAUCCUCUGCACGCGCAUGUUACAUGCUACAUGGCAUGCUGGUCAUCAUACACAUCGUCCUUGUUAUCUUUUAUGCCCGUCACUGGGAACACCGUGUGAUCAUCUCAAUCACAUCGACGAACAACGAUUUAUGGCCUGUGGUGCUGAGUGCUUCACUGCAAGGAUUCUAUACUAUCUACACGGCUGUCUUACUCUUCCUUACUCAACGGCUUGCGGUUUCGAGAACACUUGUACGCCGUCUGAAAUUGACCGCGAUUCACGACAUUUCUGGCGCAUGGGCGGGCCUCGGCUCUGCACUCAGCAGCGUCUGGCGACAAACUGACAUCCCUGCCUCGUUGUGGACGACUGCUGGCGUGACAGCCUACCUUGUGAGCAUGUCCGUGUUGCAUGUCACCUCUUCCACUCUCCUACAAUUUCAACCGUUCAAUGCUUCUAUGGCAACUUCUGUGCCAACAACACUAGGAUGGCUAUAUGACCUAUCACUUAAUUCUGGCGCAAACUGGGGUUCCAUUACCGCAUCUCUACCAAUUAUCAAUCAAUUGUCUGGCAUGGUCACUCCGGGGUUAUCCAAUACUACAGUCUACGACACGCUCAAAACAAGCUCCAUAACCGGAAAUGCAACUGUGAAUGCAACGACGAUAACCUCCUCGCAUUGCGGAUUGCUUUCCAAUGUCACAUACUCUGCUAAUAUGAGCAUGGCCAGCGUACUGUUUAGCACGAAUGGUGAAAAUUAUAAUCUCACAAUGGGUGCGAGCCCUCCUUGGUCAGACCAGAUACAAAUUCUACGAUGGAGUGCUUUUGAAACUCUCGGUCCUUCCACGCUUGAUGAUUUUUAUAUACUGCCUACUGUCUUACUCAUGGUUUCUACAUUAUUAGAGAUCGAGCCCUCAGUACAAGAGGCGGUUGCUGUAAACAUGACUUGGGAAUAUUACAAUUACACCACCGACACUGACAUUCCGUAUGGCAUUCAGGUCUAUUUUGUGCAAUGCUCGCUGUUAGCCAACACUGCAGACGGGGUGGUCGACAUACAAACCAACAAUUUACUGAAUCCAGCGCCCAUCUGGCAGCCAUCCACGCAAUGGGAGAUAUAUCAGUGGACGAAUGUUAGUGGUUGGGCAGCAGAAAUCGGCAUGGCUUUAUCUACCCCUGUCAGUAGCGGGUAUUCAUUUGGAGAACAAUUUCUACAUCCCACCCAACCCUCUAUUGCGGAUGAGUAUAUUAUGUCAUUGGUGGGCUUGAAUCUCACCGCUGAAGAAUUACAAUCCGGAUACUAUCUUCCUACUGCCACUUUCGUUUUGAGACCGGAUAUAUUAGAACUGGCUGUUGCGAAAGCAGCUGCACAACUCAUUUGGAUAGCGGGACGGAUCGGCGCAUCUCAUGGAGGAUUUCAGCCUGGCAACGGGAUGGCCAAUGUCGACGAGGAGUAUAUUGCCCUCCGCCUCAAUAUCAACCUUCUUCCUUUGUGUUUUGCGGUAUCUGCAUCGGUGAUAAUGUUGGGACUGGCGCUACGCAUGACAAGAGCAUUCGAUGCAUCGCAUUCCAGUCAGGCUGCCAUUCCUAACAUAGGCAUACUACAACUCUUGUGGUUGGGUCAUCGUUCAGCCUCAAUCAAUGAAGUCCUGGAAGAUGUGGAGCACCCGACAGAGGCUAAUCUGCGCCGAGCAGGCAUGGUAGAUGUUUGUUUUUCAAAUACGAUACCCGGCGAACAAGAGUUUGGGAGUUCAAUUGAUAGUCUCACUAGUGAAGUUGACCACGGUCAUGACGAUGAGAUGUGA